AUCAGCAUAGUUUUGCUUGUCAACCCUAACGCCCAGAUCGGCGAGCUUUGACAUAUCACCUUGAUCGUGACGAUGUGGCUGCUUCUCAUGGUCGGCUUCAACGCCUCCCUGGCGCAGCACUUGCCGCUGGUCGAGGGCAUCGUACUGGUCCACUAUGUCCUCGCAUUCUUUGCUUUCCUCUUAAUCUUCUGGACCAUGGCGGAUCGAUUGCCUGCCUGUGGAGUAUUCACGACGCUCUACGAUUGUGGUGGUGGGGCUCGCUUGGAACAUCCGCUCUCGUCGGUCUCUCCAGGCCACUGUGGAGCUUCAUCGGUCCACAUGCCGGAGCUCACAUGGCGGAGGAACUCGAGGACGCCUCAGUCGUGCCGUAAAGGCCAUAAUUUUCCCACUGGCGUUCCUGUGCUCCAAGCUGUGUACAACGCCACGAAGCCUAUUACAAACACUAUCAUAAUGGGCACUGUCCUGGUUGUCCUUUUGUUCUUUGCUGCGUUGUCUGUAACCGCUGCGUCGUCGCGGCAGACCUGGGCCUUCUUGCGCGACAAAGGCCUACAAAUUUCCUCAUGGAUCGAAUACGUCUGGCCUGGCUAG
Paraphaeosphaeria sporulosa is the source of this 588-nucleotide messenger RNA. RefSeq lists its product as uncharacterized. The coding region runs from base 73 to 588 and encodes 171 amino acids. The record is from RefSeq and is a predicted model, not a curated record. The transcript has 2 exons. NCBI's taxonomy places the organism in Eukaryota, Fungi, Ascomycota, Dothideomycetes, Pleosporales, Didymosphaeriaceae.